Messenger RNA from Stereum hirsutum FP-91666 SS1, 1450 nucleotides. Its product is annotated as protoheme IX farnesyltransferase. Gene Ontology annotation, cellular component: mitochondrion; membrane. NCBI's taxonomy places the organism in Eukaryota, Fungi, Basidiomycota, Agaricomycetes, Russulales, Stereaceae. Gene Ontology annotation, molecular function: protoheme IX farnesyltransferase activity. The transcript is spliced from 2 exons. The record is from RefSeq and is a predicted model, not a curated record. Gene Ontology annotation, biological process: heme biosynthetic process. Bases 57 to 1355 code for a protein of 432 amino acids.
CUCGACGAACACUCAUCCACUUUCUGGCUCCUUCGUGAAAAGAAUUGUUACAGGCGAUGCAAACACGCCUGGCAUUUCACGCCUACGUUCGAUGUAGUGGAUUCCGCCGAUUUGCUUCAGGAGCGAAUUUGAGACCGUUCUCAGCUCGGUCUUCCACAACAUUUGCGCCAAACAAGACCUCAGAGCUUGCAUAUUUCUCGAGAAAUGAGGUCUCUGCAUACGUCGACCCGCUGUCGCUCGAUGUGCGAAUACCGUCACCAGACAGUUCCGAGCUGCCUAUUCCAUAUCCUCCCCCAGACGUCCCCCUCUCCGCAUAUCGCCCCGCGCCACCCCUUACGUCAGGUCGACUCAUCUCAAUAUACGGACAGCUCUCGAAGACGAACCUCUCCGUACUCAACAUCCUAGUCGUCAUGUCUGGUGUUGCACUCUCUCCUCUUCCUACCACCAUCCCUGUCCUCCUUUCGACAGCACUCGGUACUGCUUUGUGUUGCGGCUCUGCCAACACUCUCAAUCAGAUCCAAGAAGUACCUUUCGACGCGCAGAUGGCCCGUACUCGCUCGCGGCCUCUUAUUCGACGGGCUAUCAGCCCCCUCCAUGCCACUGGCUUCGCUGUCGUGGCCGGUGUGGCGGGCCCAGUGCUCCUAUGGACCAUGGUCAACCCCAUCACAGCUAUUCUAGGAGCAGGCAAUAUCGCUCUCUACUCGGGACUAUACACCUGGAUGAAGCGUCGCACCAUCUGGAAUACAUGGGUUGGCGCCGUCGUAGGUGCCAUCCCACCACUCAUGGGCUGGACAGCGUGUGGCGGCCACCUCCUACCUUCACCCGAACACCCAAUCGCCCUCUUCCUCCCCCCGUUCCUCACAGAUGCACCACUCGAUCUCUCACUAAUAGACAACCCGCUAGCACCUUUCGCACUCUUCAUGUUGCUCUUUUCGUGGCAAUUCCCUCACUUCAACGCCAUCGCGCACUUCGUCCGUGGGUCAUAUGCCCAAGCGGGCUAUCGCAUGCUCUCUGUGCUCGAUCCCAAAAAGAACGCUGCAGUAGCCCUGCGACAUGCCGUCCUCCUCACCGGCAUUUGCUCCGUCCUGGUCCCAAUUUCCGGACUGACGACCUGGUGGUUCGCGAUCACCAGCCUUGCGCCGAACGCCAUAUUCGUACAAAGCACAUGGAAAUUCUGGAAGGAUGGGGGGGAUAAGUCUGCGAGGGUGAUGUUCCAGCACAGUUUGUGGUGGUUGCCGGUUGUGCUUGGAUUGAUGAUGGUGCAUAAGCAGGGCACGGAUUGGGGCAGAUGGUUGGGCUUUGGGCGGACCUCUGAGCAGGAGAAAGAGGUGGCUGGUGUCGAUACGUCGUCAUAGCCUGCCGACGGUCUCUUUGCUGCUUUGUUUUCGCGCAUAUUGUAUCACUUUUUCUGGAUGUUCAUCUCACUCGUUCAAUGUAAUUUUGCUCUCCG